This is a messenger RNA of Meloidogyne enterolobii, 714 nucleotides long. NCBI's taxonomy places the organism in Eukaryota, Metazoa, Nematoda, Chromadorea, Rhabditida, Meloidogynidae. The record is from the annotation of a GenBank genome assembly.
AUGGCUUCAACUUUUUUCAUCAGUCGACAGGCACUUUCGCGUUCUGAACGUUGUAUUGUUUUUCAUAUUGCAAGCGAUCGUCGUGUUAUAGUGUUGAACAUUCACUUUCCUAAAGCAUUGGAAGACUCCUCUUCACUAUUGGUACCAGAUCCAAUAAUUACAGAAAAUGGUAGUCCAUCAAGUUUUAUUCGAGGUGAUUCAGCUGUCCCAUUUUUGCAUGCUCCGUUUUUCAUGGUGCUCGUAAAUUUUUCAUUCACUGAUUCUCCUACUGCUUUUUCAAUUGCAUUAUAUACUGGUUGCACAAAAAUUGCCAAUAUCGCAUUGAACUUUGGAAUUCCACGUACCAUCGCUAACAAUGCUUCUAGUAACCUGUUAAGAUUGUUGCCUGGUGGACUCUGUGCAAAUGGAUACAAUCAGUAUGCGUUAAGGGUUUUUGUCGAGCAUGAUAAUUCUCAUAUGCAUCAAUCUCCUGGGAGCGAUGCUUUCAGAAACGCUUCAUUCACACUCUUUUCUUUCAAGUUCCAACUUGGUUUUAAUACUAAGCUUGCGAACCGUUGUCUUAUGACGAUAUGUAGCUGGAUUGGAAUUGCACGCCAACUUCAAUUUCUUUCACGCCUUUUUUGUUCCAACCCAUGGAAAAUAACUAAUGAGGCUCAAAAAAUCCCUUUUGUUGAUGAAUUGCCAAUUGAAUUUGGCGAGAAUUCGAUCAAAUGA